CAGUGUAGCUGUCUGUGGUGCCUUGUUCUGUUUUGUAGUUCAGGGUAGGAGGUCAAAAUGCACAUGAUAGCCAAAAGCUGUGUCCUGCUGUUGUGGCUGCAUUUACUAACCUCUGUAGAAAGCAAAGACUGUACAAUUGAAAAGUUUCUAAAGAGCUCUGAUUAUGAUUCCAAUUUCGACACAAGUGGUCUGGAAUCCAGUUAUGCAGGAGGAAGACAAGUGAGAAUACCCUGCAAUGUUGGCUACAGUGGCUUUUUCAAAAUAAUCUGCACUGAGGGGAAUUGGGAGCCUAGGGGCACAAAAUGCAAACCAAAACCAUGCGGUCAUCCUGGAGAUGCCCAAUUUGCGGAUUUUCGACUUAACGAGGGAACAGAUUUUGUCUUUGGAUCAGAAGUUGUCUACGAGUGCAACAGAGGUUAUCACAUGGUCAGUCGAACAAAUCGGCGGCGUUGCACAGCAGAUGGCUGGGAUGGAAACAUUCCAGUGUGUGAAGCCACCAAAUGUCCAGUUUUUCAUGUGGACAAUAAUGUCCAGGUGUUUGGGGAUGUUGAAGAAGCCACCUCUGGCAGUGUUGUUCGGUUCAGUUGCAUGUCAAGGGAUGAAAUCUUGUAUGGGCAACAGGAGAUAUUUUGCCAAGAAGAUGGAGAGUGGAGUGGGCCUAUUCCAAACUGCAAAGAAAUAAGAUGUUCCGUUCCUCACAUUGAUCACGGAAGUGUCCCUAGCGGCUCUCGGGAGUACAAAGAACAUGAGACCUUAAAUUUUAGAUGUGAUGCUAAAUUUAUACCGGCUGAUGAGAGACCUCCAAGAUGCACAAAGUUUGCAGGAAAACCAAUGUGGAGCCCCACACCUGCAUGUAAACCUGUACAAUGUUCACUGACUCUGCCACCACUCACUGGAACAACAUAUGACCCUCCAUACACAAAUGUAUUCAUACCUGGAGAUACACUGAGAGUCACGUGUGGGGAGAAAUACUGGAUCGUGGACACUGGAACAACAGUGGCAGAUCUUAGUUGCAAAGAAGAUGGAAAAUGGAACACGCAUCCUGUAUGCCAAGAGGUAACAUGCCCAAGAUGGAUUGAAGGACAGCAUUUGAAAAAGCCUGUUGAUGCUUGGAGAGGAAAUAAAUUAGGUGACAGUCAAAGAUAUGACUGUGCCCCAGGCUCUCAGCCUGCAAGUAGAGAUAAAAAAGCAAUAUGUACUAGAGAUGGCUGGGCACCAAAACCCCUUUGCCGAGGACCUUGUGAAAAACCUCAGAUCAGAAAUGGAUUUGCAGUUGGUCCUCUUGAAGGGACUUUGUACUUUGCCUGUAACGAAAAUUACAAACUUCCUACCAAAAGCUGGUGGGGGCAGGCCAAAUGUAAAGACGGUGACUGGGAAAAACUUCUUCCAUGUAUAGAGAAAGACAUGUGUGGAGAAGCGCCUGAAAUUUCCAAUGGAAGAUUAAAUGUCGUGCUAAGUCCUGCUGUGGUUCAAUGCAAUGAAGGAUACACUCCUGAAGUUACCGAGAUAACUUGUCUAAAUGGAGAAUGGAAUUUCUAUAAUUUUACUCCAAAAACAAUCUGUCGUGCUACUUCUAAACACUGUGGUCCACCACCCAAAGUGGAGAAUGCAAUUGUUACUGUGGCAUAUAAGAAGAAAUACUCGGCCAACUCCUCUGUGACUUAUCGUUGUCGUGAAAAGUAUCAAAUAGAGAAAGAAGACACCGUUACAUGCAGAUCUGGGGAAUGGGAAGUAAAGAAUAUCACAUGUACCCCUUAUUGUGAAAAGCUUACUAGUUCAAGACUAGUGGUUGAAGAAGCUAUGGAAAAACAGAGAUAUCUCGAAGGAGAAGUGAUUGAGUAUGUGUGCACUUCUCCGCAUGUAAAAGCAGGAGGAAAUGCAACAUGCAGGAACGGCGAGUGGAUAAAAACGGAAGAAUGUCCAGGCAUUCCUUGUAGAGUUCCACAAUUGGGUCCUGGUCUUGGAAUUUCUGGAUUUCCACCCGAAAAUAAUCUGGUGAAAUCUGGAAAUAAAUUACGUUUUUACUGCAGAGAAGAAUAUGACAUAGAGGGCUCUGCUGAAAUUAAGUGUUUAGAAACUGGAGAUUGGGAUGCCCCACUGCCAACCUGCUCAGGGGCUUUAGGUUGUUCAGCACCACCAUCUCUGCCAAAUGGAGAAACCAGAGGCAAAGGAUCAAAUUAUGACCAUGGUGAACAGGUUGAAUACUUUUGCCGGGAUAACUAUAAUUUAGAGGGUGGCUCAUAUAAAACCUGUGAGAAUGGUGAAUGGAAAGGAGAUAUGCAAUGCAUUAGGUCUUCAGGUUGUUCACAUCCCCCACAGGUUACCAAUGGAGACACCCUGUCAUUUACUAAGCCAGAUUACCAAGAGGGUGAAAGAGUUGAAUACAGCUGUUUUUCUCGAUAUACUAUGGAGGGUGGUCCAUUUAAAACCUGUAGAAAUGGUAAAUGGGAAGGAGAGAUGAGAUGCUUAGGUGCCUGCACUGUGGAUGAGCAGUUAAUGGAGCAAAAUAAUCUUAGGUUUACAUAUAGUUGGCAAACAAAACUGUAUGCAGUUCAUAAGGAUUACAUUUCUUUUUCUUGUAAAAGAGGAAGACGUGUUGGCACAGUGCCACUGCGUGUACAGUGUAUUGAUGGUGUGAUGGAACUGCCUACCUGCCAGUGAAAAUUUUCAAUGAGCUUAUUAUAAAUAUGCAAUCAUAAAAUUAUGCUAAUCAUCCAAUACAAGAAAGUAGACAGUAUAUUUGACUGUUUUAAUGGUUAUUUGAGUAAAAAUAUGUCAAGUCUUUUGCUUCUGCUUGUUGUAUAGGAAAGUUUCAAGGUCAGUCGAUGUUUUCAUUGCUUCUGACUGGAAAAAUAUAAAUGUUCCUCUUUCUUUGUUCUGUUGUUUCAAGAUAAAACAUGUCAGGAACUAUUGAUAAA
Cyprinodon variegatus (sheepshead minnow) is the source of this 2918-nucleotide messenger RNA. Its product is annotated as complement factor H-related protein 5-like. Lineage: Eukaryota; Metazoa; Chordata; Actinopteri; Cyprinodontiformes; Cyprinodontidae. Bases 58 to 2661 code for a protein of 867 amino acids. The record is from RefSeq and is a predicted model, not a curated record. The transcript has 16 exons.